CUGUACAGGCGAUAGGCUGGACUUGGCAGUGCUCACGCGAAUACAGCUCCGAGAAGAGGUUCUCGCGCGCGACGUCUCUCAUCCUCCCCGGAAGAUCAUCGAGAUUCGCAUCUGCAUCUCGCGCGUUUUUGGAUCUGCGCGUUUUCUCCAGUCAGAAAAGCCAAAAGUAAUCCUUCGUACUACGAAGGUAAGAGAGGAGAUCGAUUACGAGAAAUAAAUAACAUCAACGAGAUAUGGCGGAACAGACAACGUUCACACGGAGUGAGAUCGAGAAGAACAACGACAAAGACAAGGUCCUCAUCAUCUUGCACGAUAAAGUAUUUAAUGUUCACCGUUUCCUCAAUGAGCAUCCGGGCGGCGAGGAAGUCCUGCUGGAUCACAAAGGCAAGGACGGCUCCGAGGACUUUGACGACGUCGGCCAUUCGAAGGACGCAAUGGAACUGAUGAAAACGUAUCAGGUUGGCGUGCUCGUCGAAUCGGAAAGGUCAAACAAGCCGCCAAAGAAGGGUUGGGUGGCGGGAUAUAACACGAAGCAGUCGGAAAAGUACGUUCAGCCCGGCGUACCUUUCUAUCUACUCAUAGGCGGAAUCGCGCUCGUAGUAGCCCUCUUCUUUUACGCUUAUUAAUCGCUCGGUCCGCUAAAAUUAACCCGCGAGAACGCUAUGUGUGAUAGUGCGACGGAUAAGGUGAUACGGAACGAUGUUAGAAAAAAAGAAUAUUUUUCCUAAUGCCUCUAUAAUAUCCUCAAAGCGUAACUCUGUAAUUCAUUUCUUCGAAUGGAAAAGAAAUUUUAUUUUGUAUAUGUAUUUAGCAAAUAUCUUUGGCUGGAUUAAUGUUAAUGUUGUUCAUCUUUAAAUGUUGUUAAAUAUCUAAGCCA
This is a messenger RNA of Pogonomyrmex barbatus (red harvester ant), 877 nucleotides long. RefSeq names its product cytochrome b5. Gene Ontology annotation, molecular function: heme binding. Lineage: Eukaryota; Metazoa; Arthropoda; Insecta; Hymenoptera; Formicidae. The record is from RefSeq and is a predicted model, not a curated record. Gene Ontology annotation, cellular component: intracellular membrane-bounded organelle; membrane.